UUUCACGUGAAAUGUUAUAUUCACUGGGUUUUAUUUUUUUAAUAUAAUUUUUAAAUAUAUAUGAUGGCAAAUAAUCAGGCAUUUAUGGUUAUAACAUGAUAUUGGAAUAAAUACGCUGCCCUAACAUUUCACUCGCUUCAGUUGCUAUGGCAAAUAUUUCCCACGAAUCUUUAAUAUGUUCAGAUUUGAACAAAAGAGAGCUCAAAAGAAUUCAAUCAUGUGGGCCUUACGACACUACCGACUUUGACAGCUCAAUAACCAUUGACAGCUAUAGGGAGCUUCCCCGAAAUGUGGUUUCUGGCUCAAGAAUUCGCUCUUCUAGCGUACACAUAGUAUAUGAUGAUCAAAAUGACGAAAAAGAGUCUGUUACGACACUGAGUUACAUAUAUAAGAAAAUCGCCGCCUUUUUCUUCGUUUUCAACAGGUUUUCAGUCUCCAGCGACAUACCAAGUGAUAUUCCAGCUGAAAUUCCGGUUGUUUCAAACGAGGCAAGCAUAGUUCCAUUCGUUAGGUCAUUUAGCAUGCUUUAUGAUUUGAGGCUUAAAGAUAAGAUUUAUGAUACCAUGGAUUAUUUAAUUAAGUAUAAUCGUAAGGCCACAGAUAGGCUGGUUGCAAUGAUUACAAGCGUUCCCCUACAUCUCGACAAAUUUGAUUUUUAUAAAUAUUUCACUAAUUUCGACUAUAGCCUAUCCGAGUGUUUCGCACUUUUUAUAGAACAACCGCCUGACCUAGACCCAUCGACGGUGGAGGCUUCCGAUUUGGAUAAAAUCCCCGACAACAUAAAAUGCGAAGUCGUUAAUAAGCGUUCUUUGGAAGUUAUUUCAGAAUCUGGACCAUAUAAAUGCCUAUAUGAACACAAUGUUGACUCAAUAACUGAUAACUCCUUACUCGACGAGAUGCUUUGUGGCGUUUCAGUGAAAAAGGGUAAGGUACGAUUCUUCCAUAAAAUAAAGAAUCUCGGCAGAAAAGACUCGAAAAAGAUGAAGAAUGAUGUUGAUGAGCCUGUCCAUGACUAUUUUAAACAAAGAUUUUCCACUUUUACAGAGUAUUUAUCUAAGCGCACUCGAGACAGUUCUGGAGAAAAUCAGAAUAAGUGGAAUGCUCGUACGUAUUUCAACGUUUUUUCUAGGAAGCCUAGCUAUCAGGACUCAGAGCCACAGGAUGAUAGUGCACGUGAGCGUUUUGAGGAUCAUAUCCGUCAUCACACAUUACACUGGGACGAGGUUCAAUACGAUGAUAUUGAGAUAAUUUUGAGAGACGACAAUGACAACUCCAUUGUAAAACUUCCAUACAGUUGUAGGAUCAUGUAGUGUUUUAUAUGGUUUCAAAACUUUAGUUAAUACUUAACACAUAUUUUAAUAUAAUAUUCAACAGCUAAACUACAUUGAAAUAUUUUAAUUUGGUA
This is a messenger RNA of Theileria parva strain Muguga, 1405 nucleotides long. RefSeq lists its product as uncharacterized. The record is from RefSeq and is a predicted model, not a curated record. The transcript is spliced from 2 exons. NCBI's taxonomy places the organism in Eukaryota, Apicomplexa, Aconoidasida, Piroplasmida, Theileriidae. Bases 147 to 1310 code for a protein of 387 amino acids.